This is a messenger RNA of Sorghum bicolor (sorghum), 1395 nucleotides long. RefSeq lists its product as uncharacterized. The record is from RefSeq and is a predicted model, not a curated record. The transcript is spliced from 3 exons. Gene Ontology annotation, biological process: cell surface receptor signaling pathway. Lineage: Eukaryota; Viridiplantae; Streptophyta; Magnoliopsida; Poales; Poaceae. The coding region runs from base 178 to 1203 and encodes 341 amino acids.
GAAACUUCUUCCCCCAUUCUACUGAAGUCUCGCGAGAGCACUAUAGAAAUAGCUAGCGUAUGCGUGCUUGUACAAUCUCGUCAAGCAAGAAGGGCUAACUAGUGUGGCAAGCACUUUGGAGAGCAACUCGCCCUAUCUUGCCUGUUUUAAGUUCUGCGUGAAGCACCUGGUGUAGUGAUGCCGGUGGUAUGGAGUCCGCUGGCGUUGGUGGGGGCGCUGCUCACCUUGUCGAACAAUGUGAUGCAACUCGCUGAAUCAGCUAAGGCGAAGCGCUACAGGAAGAACUGCCACCUCCUCCAGGACCGCGUGCGGCUGAUCGCCAACCACCUGCGGGAGCUGCAGCAGGGCACGUCGGAGUCGGACCCCUCUCCGGCGACGCAAGACACGAUGAAGUGCCUGGAGGACGUGCUCCGCCGCGCGCAGGAGCUCGUCCAGUCCUGCCAGCGCAAGAAGAGGGCGUUCGACUUCCUGAGGGCACACAAGAAGACGGGCGAGUUCGCCUUCGUUGGCAAGCGCAUCUCCAACAUCAUGGAGAGCUUCCACAUGGCGAACCGGAGCCUCAUCCAGGGCCUCUACAGCGACCGCAUCUUCAUGGUGCUGCUAAAGACGCUGCUCCAAGAUCACGAUGGCAUCCGCGUGCUACAGAACAACAGGAGGCGGCUGGAGAUCGCCGUUAGCGGAUUGACGUACAGCAACAAUAACAUGUCGCCGGAGAAGAAAGAGAUACUGAACUUCGUCGAGGAGGCGCUGGGACCAGGCUGGCGCCAAAGGUACGCGGCGAAGCCGGCGAGCUACAACGAGGGGGUUCAGCAGGUCGCCAACAUCGCCAAGGACAUCGUGCUCAAGGUGGAGGCGGAGAGCCACAGCAAGGCGGAGGUGGAGCGGGUGGCCCAGCUCGCGCGGCAGGUGCUCUACUUCCUGCCCCACCUGCAGACACCCCAGCUGGCGCAGCACCCGGAAACGCCAGGGCUGUUGCACAGCCUGUGGGUGGACCUCGAGGCCGCGCACGAGACCAUCGUCUUCGGCGGCGGCGGCGGCCCACUCCAGUGCGGCGGCCGCGGCGCGGCCGUCAUGACCGGCAGCUUGAGCUUCUCCAGCGAGCACGCCAAGAAGAUAUGCAGGAUUGGGAACAGCGUCGAGCGGGUGUAUCAGAGCCUCACGUUCAUUGCCAUGCAUCAGAUCCUCCAGAACAAUGCCUGCUAGCUAGCUCCAUCUUCCCAAUUUUUCAUUGAUGCCUCCCUUUACCUCGCUGUCUGUCUAUCUAUCUAUCUAUCUAUCUAUCUAUCUAUCUACUCUUGUAAUAUAAUGUAUUUUAGCAAUUUUCAAACAGACUAAAAGAGAAUAUAGAAGACAUAUAUGCCCUCAUUUUAUUUCCUAAUUAGACGUUAUCAUCAA